This is a messenger RNA of Paecilomyces variotii, 1896 nucleotides long. RefSeq names its product serine/threonine protein phosphatase. The coding region runs from base 388 to 1746 and encodes 452 amino acids. The transcript has 8 exons. The record is from RefSeq and is a predicted model, not a curated record. Gene Ontology annotation, molecular function: protein serine/threonine phosphatase activity; cation binding. Gene Ontology annotation, biological process: protein dephosphorylation. NCBI's taxonomy places the organism in Eukaryota, Fungi, Ascomycota, Eurotiomycetes, Eurotiales, Thermoascaceae.
CGGACGCUAAGCAUUUUCGUCAUUUCUCACCUGCGGCAGCUUUCUUCAAACACGCGACUUGCAAACUUCAUCAUCCCCUUCAAAUCUUGCUCCGCCCUCCCUUGGCUUGGUUCCUGAGCAUCCAGCCAGUGCUCGAGAUCUAUUCUUCCUCUUUUCCUCCCGCCGUUGCAGUGUUCAGUCCAAUAUUGACCUGCAACAGAGAUCCUGAACCGCUCCCCAUCGACUGGUGCACUGGCUCCAUCCGCCUUUUUCCCCGCCCAGAUUCUCUCUCUACCCAUCCAUCGGUCCCCAGCGCUACGACUCAGAAUUCUCCUGGCAGUCUGUCGUUGUGCAUGACUGUUGUCGACAAUCGAUCCUUCACUAGACUUCCGUGACCACCUAUAAAUCAUGGGUCAGACCUUAUCAGAGCCGGUAGUAGAGAAGACUUCUUCGGAAGGCGAAGAUGAAUGUGUCCUGUACGGCGUGUCCGCCAUGCAGGGCUGGAGAAUCAGCAUGGAAGACGCACACGCGGCAGUCCUAGAUCUGCAGGCCAAGUAUGUGGAUAGCGAUGGCAAGCCUACCGAUCCGAGCAAACGGCUCUCCUUCUUCGGUGUAUAUGACGGGCAUGGAGGAGACAAGGUAGCUCUAUUCGCAGGAGAGAAUGUCCACAAGAUCGUCGCAAAACAAGACGCAUUCGCAAAGGGCGACAUUGAGCAGGCCCUCAAGGAUGGUUUCCUGGCUACGGAUCGCGCUAUCUUGGAAGACCCGAAAUACGAAGAAGAAGUCUCUGGCUGCACAGCGUCGGUUGGUGUCAUCUCUCGCGACAAGAUCUGGGUGGCCAACGCUGGUGAUUCACGAUCUGUUCUUGGUGUCAAAGGCCGCGCGAAGCCUCUGUCCUUUGACCAUAAACCCCAGAACGAAGGCGAGAAAGCGCGUAUCAGCGCCGCAGGCGGUUUCGUCGACUUUGGACGGGUCAACGGCAACCUGGCUCUGUCCCGCGCCAUUGGAGACUUCGAAUUCAAGAAGAGCCCCGAGUUGUCUCCCGAACAGCAGAUUGUCACUGCCUAUCCUGACGUGACCGUCCACGAGGUCACUGAUGACGAUGAGUUCCUCGUCAUCGCCUGUGAUGGUAUCUGGGACUGCCAGUCUUCUCAGGCCGUGGUCGAAUUCGUUCGCAGAGGAAUUGCAGCUAAGCAGGAGUUGCACCGGAUCUGUGAGAACAUGAUGGACAACUGCCUGGCUUCCAACAGCGAGACCGGCGGGGUUGGUUGUGACAACAUGACCAUGAUUGUCAUUGGGCUUCUCCAUGGCAAGACCAAGGAGGAGUGGUAUAACACGAUUGCAGAGCGGGUAGCCAAAGGCGACGGGCCUUGUGCUCCACCCGAGUACGCUGAGUUCCGCGGCCCUGGCGUCCGGCAUCAGUUUGACGAGAGCCCCGAUGACUAUGAACUGGAGCAGGACAAUCGUGCGCGCGGCUUCAGCGUCCGCUCGGGUCGGAUCAUCCUUCUCGGUGACGGCACAGAAGUCAUGACGGAUCAGAAUGAGGAGGAUCUCUUUGACCAUGCGGAUGAAGACAAGGAUCUGGAGAACCAAGUCAAGAGAGGCACUGAAGACUCGACUAGAAAUGAUCGCGAAGGCACUCCUGGACCGCAAGUGGAUCGUGACGCUUCUCCCCAGACCGGGGAUGCUCCCAAGAUCUCCGAAUCGCCCUCGUCCGCCACGGAGACGGAGAAGUCAGCCGCUGCGGAGACGAAGGAGUCUUCCUAGUUCGAGAUUCACUGCUUCUCUGGGACACCGCAUUUGUGAUCCUAUGAUUUAUUGAUUCCACGACGCUAUCCCCCCGCCCUCCACUUGAGCCUUUGUCGGUCCCCGCUUGUCCCCUUUUCUUUCCCCCUUCUUCUUUUCCUUUCUCGAUUU